Staurois parvus is the source of this 339-nucleotide messenger RNA. NCBI's taxonomy places the organism in Eukaryota, Metazoa, Chordata, Amphibia, Anura, Ranidae. The record is from the annotation of a GenBank genome assembly.
AUGGUGGAGUCUGGUCCUGGGACCAUGAAGCCAUCAGAGACUCUGGAACUGACCUGUAAAGUGACCGGAGCCUCCCUCACUGACAGCACUAACAUCUGGAGCCGACAAUCUGAAAGGAAACAGAUGGAGUGGUUGGGAAGAAUAUGUUAUGGUGCAAGCACAGCUUAUGCCAACUCUGUUCAGGGACGACUGACUCUGUCCAGAGAUACAAAUAAAGGAGAAGUGUUUUUAAAACUCAGUGGAAUGAAACCUGAAGAAUCCGGAACAUAUUAUUGUAUAAGAGAGAGACACAUGGUAUCAAAUCAAUUAACAACAUGUACACAAACUAUUUUACAUUAG